CCCGGGCCUUUGCGUAGUGGAUUGCCACAUUCCAACACAUGUGCCCAACCAAUUCCCGCCUGGAGUUUGCUGCCCUUGCACCUUCUCAUGUCGUUCAGCAUGAUGAGGUGUAUAUAAAUAUCGGCAACAACUACUAUCUGUUGGCAUGGACCAUCCAUCCAAUAAGUUAGGCCUGUCGCAGGGAUACUCGUUGUCUGUGCAACUAACAAGAUUGAAAUAAUGAAACUUGAGAUCUGAGACGUAGUGACUGAGCUUCCUGAUCCUUUCUUCUUUUCCAGUUUUGAUCUUUCAUCGCAUUGUUCAGAAUUCAGGUAUAUGAAUCAGCGAGCAUACUUCCUUGCUCGUAUAUCGUAUACUUCCCUUUGCGAUGGAGGUUCCAGCGCAUGACCUUUACCAAGAUGACAAGACUAUUAUUACCGGCACACUUGACCUUAAUCUAAACACUAUGAUUCUGCAAGCCUUAUUGCACGGUCUGUAUACCGGCAUAAUAGCGGUUACCUUAUGGACUAUAUUAUUUGGCCCCAAGCAGUUACGCAGUACAUUCCUGCGCACGAUCAUCGUCAUGCUUUACAUUUUCUUAACAAUACUUUUCGGAAGUGAUUGGGCGUUUAGGCACCGCGCGUUCAUUGAACAUGGAAACAAUUACUAUAGCGUAUUCUCAGCACUGGUAGACCCUUGCCCGUGGUGGAGAGCAUACAUCCUUAUCGGCGGUCUUUCUGGCGGUAUAAGCUCAGUCCUUGUCGAUGUCACUAUUAUAUGGCGCUGCUGGGUGCUCUGGGAUCGUCAGUGGCGAAUCGUUUCGCUGCCAAUUUUGUGUACUAUGGCCGGAACAGUUAUGAAAACCAUGCAAGUGCUGAGUGUUUUCCGCACGUCUACCGAUGAUGUCAAUGAUGUUAGAGGUUUUGUAGAAAAAAUUGACUGGUCGCUGAGCUACAUCUUGAUGACGCUCGCCACAACCCUCACGUGCAUGCUCUUGAUUGUUUACCGCGUUGCUCGACAAGCUUCAGGGAUGAGCGCUUCCCGCAAAAUCGUCAAGAUGCUGAUCGAGUCAUCGGCGAUCUAUUCGCUUUCAUUGAUCGUCUAUCUAGCACUGGUCUCAAAAAAUUUGGAAUCCGUAUUCUAUGCGGAUCUUAUCGCCGCUUAUAUCAAGGCUAUCGCUCCGACUCUCUUAGUUGGUCGCAUUUCUGCCCAUGCUAAUGCGAGCUCUCGCCGACAACAGAUGGUUACUAUGUUGGAGAACCAUCCUCCCUUGGUCGGCUGUUUUAGAGAAGAGGGUACCGAAAAUACCCAUCCAUACGAUAGCCAAAAUGAUGGACAUCAAGCGGUGUCGGGAUCGUCGGGAAAGGAAACUGUAUGAUUUCAGUGUUGGCAGUGCCGCCAAUAGAUCCACUAGAGAUGCCGUAGAUGGUUUCGUGCCAAUCAAGAUACCCCGUCAAUUCACUGAUGUAUCGGAUAGCCAUAGUAUUACUACACAUUGUGUUCUUGAUAUACAUUACAGACCGUGUACGA
Desarmillaria tabescens is the source of this 1509-nucleotide messenger RNA. RefSeq lists its product as uncharacterized. The transcript has 7 exons. NCBI's taxonomy places the organism in Eukaryota, Fungi, Basidiomycota, Agaricomycetes, Agaricales, Physalacriaceae. Bases 368 to 1357 code for a protein of 329 amino acids. The record is from RefSeq and is a predicted model, not a curated record.